CGCCGCCGUCCCCUCUUAGACUGAGCGAGAACCCCGAAGACUUCCCUCCAAGUCACACUGAGAGAGAGAGAGAGAGAGAGAGAGAGAGAGAGGCGAAGAGGAUGCAUCUGAGCGCGAAUGAGGGGAUCGAGGGGAACAGAUUCGUGGUGACGGGAGGGCUGGGUUUCGUGGGAUCGGCCCUCUGCUUGGAGCUCGCGAGGAGAGGGGCGGAGGAGGUCCGAUCGCUCGAUCCCCGCCUCUCCUCCCCUUGGUCCGCCGCUCUCCUCCAUGCCGGCGUCCGCUGCAUCCAAGGAGAUGUGAGUCGGAAAAAGGAUAUUGAGAAGGCAUUGCAUGGGGCAGAUUGUGUUUUUCACCUUGCUUCAUAUGGUAUGUCAGGGAAGGAAAUGCUUCAAGCCGGGCGUGUUGAUGAGGUUAACAUAAAUGGAACCUGCAACAUCUUAGAUGGCUGCCUUGAGUUUGGUAUAAAAAGGCUUGUCUAUGUAAGUACUUACAAUGUGGUUUUUGGGGGAAAGGAGAUUGUGAACGGAAAUGAAGCUUUACCGUAUUUUCCUCUCGAUGACCAUGUUGAUCCAUAUGGUCGUAGUAAAUCUGUUGCAGAACAGCUAGUUCUGAAGAGCAAUGAUCGUCCGUCGAAGAAGAAAGAUGGUGUUCGUCUUUAUACUUGUGCAAUCCGUCCUGCUGCUAUCUAUGGACCAGGUGAGGAGAGGCACCUUCCAAGGAUUCUUUCCCUUGCAAAGAUGGGACUGUUAUCAUUUAAAGUUGGUAGUCCAAGUGUGAAGACAGACUGGGUCUAUGUGGAAAACCUUGUGCUUGCCCUGAUAUUGGCAAGCAUGGGGCUUCUGGAUGACAUUCCUGGUAGAGAAGGACAGCCUGUCGCUGCUGGUCAGCCAUAUUUUAUAUCUGAUGAAUCACCUGUCAACACCACCGAAUUUAUAAUCAACCCUCUUCUUCGAAGUUUAGAUUAUGACUUUCCAAAAAUUACAAUAGAUGUUCAGCAUGCACUAUUUAUGGCACGAAUUUUUUGGGUUGUUUACACCCUGCUGUACCCAUGGCUUAAUCGCAAAUGGCUUCCUCAGCCUCUCCUUCUUCCUGCUGAAGUAUACAAGAUUGGUGUGACCCAUUACUUUUCCACUCUGAAAGCAAGGCAGGAGCUCGGCUAUGUACCUAUGGUGAGCCCUCGAGAUGGUUUAGCUGCAACUAUAGCAUAUUGGCGGGAGAGAAAGAAGAGAGAAUUAGAUGGGCCAACUAUAUAUGUCUGGCUUUUUGCUGUAAUCGGGAUGUCUGCAUUGUUCUCUGCUGCUUUCCUGCCCCCAGUUGGACCACUAGGAUGGGUGAGAGCCUUCAGCCUUUUUGUAUUUCAAUCAUUAUGGACCAUCAGACUCGUCUUCCUUGUAUCAGUAGCUUUGCAUGUUGGCGAAGGCAUCUAUGCAUGGCACCUGUCAAGGAAGGUUGACCCAAGAAAUUCAAAAGGUUGGUUUUGGCAGACUUUGGCCCUUGGCUUCUUCUCGCUGAGAUAUUUGUUGAAAAGAGCCCGGCGCUGAGACGAUCUCUCUUACAAACUGUAUCUAUUCUUGCUUUGAUUUGAUUCAUGCAUUAAACCUUGCAUCCACAAGCAGGUCAGACGAGGCUGGAUCAGAACAUCUCAAAAGGCGGAGACAAGCCACUUACUGCUUGUAGUGGAAGGUUCAAUUAUAUUAUCUUGGUAAUUAAUGCUGCAUGACUUGCUCUUUGAACUCUACUUACUGUAUUUUGGAGCCUAAGGUUAAGAGUUGUCAAAAUACAUCCGCAGACACUCGCCAUCUUGGUGCAGUUCUAGAGAUGCCUUAGAUGGCAUUUUCCAAAAUCUAUUAUGUUCAUUGCGAAGGCAGUAAAAACAUUUGAUCAUGUUUUGUUUCCUAGCAUCUUAUUGACUAUAUCUAUUCAAAAUCGGAAUGAUUGGUACCAGGUGCUUCAUCAUA
Messenger RNA from Phoenix dactylifera (date palm), 1958 nucleotides. RefSeq names its product NAD(P)-binding Rossmann-fold superfamily protein. Gene Ontology annotation, molecular function: oxidoreductase activity, acting on the CH-OH group of donors, NAD or NADP as acceptor. The record is from RefSeq and is a predicted model, not a curated record. Lineage: Eukaryota; Viridiplantae; Streptophyta; Magnoliopsida; Arecales; Arecaceae. Gene Ontology annotation, biological process: steroid biosynthetic process.